CUCGUCCUUCUUCUACAGAGACCUGUCCAGCAUUUAGAGGCCAUUGUUGCUGCCAGCCAGCCAGCCCGUCUUAUGCGCACCUACUGUGUAGCUAGCUGUGUAGGCCCUGCCGUUGCCGCCAACUACAUAGGUACCUAGGUACCCAGGUAGGUCACCCACGCAGCCACGGGGCUCCAUCCUACACGUGCAUGUGGUGGGGCCCAUGAAGGAAUGCAUUUGAUCAAGUGAACAAACGACGGUGGUGAAUGUCAUUAAUGAGCGAUGGAUGUUGAUUGUAGUGCCUCCAAAGAAAAGAAACAUGUGCAGGCUCCCGAUCUGGCUUGGUGCCUGAGGGCCUGGCCAAUCAUAAAAUUCGCCUGCUCUGCCCUCGACAUUUUCAAUGGGGCCCCUGCAACUCAGAGCCGCGAGCUGCCGCUGCCUGCGACGGGCCUAGCGUGCUGAUCCGAGGUUUCGCCCCUGGCAGCCUGGCUGAUUUGCAUCACAGCACCCAAGUCCAACCCGUGGCGGGCCCGACCCUUACUUAAAACCUCCCGCUUCCCCGCGUCACAUCUCUUGUCGCCAUUGUUCGCUCCCCAUCUUGAUCCCACCCAUUCGUCAACCACCAACCCAAUACAACUUCUUUGCCUGUGAUACCCCUCGUGGUACUCCAUCAAUCAUUCUUCAUCAAUCCACACUUCUUCCCCACAUAUCAACAUGACUGGACGUGGCAAGGGCGGCAAGGGCCUCGGCAAGGGAGGUGCCAAGCGUCACCGCAAGAUUCUUCGUGACAACAUCCAGGGUAUCACCAAGCCCGCCAUCCGACGUCUCGCCCGUCGUGGUGGUGUCAAGCGUAUCUCUGCCAUGAUCUACGAGGAGACCCGCUCCGUCCUCAAGUCCUUCCUUGAGGGCGUCAUCCGUGACGCCGUCACCUACACCGAGCACGCCAAGCGCAAGACCGUCACAUCUCUGGACGUUGUCUACGCCCUGAAGCGACAAGGCCGCACUCUGUACGGUUUCGGUGGUUAAACAUCUCAUGACUCGGCAUUGGCUGGCGAUUCACAAUUGUUUUUCUGUUUGAGGCGGGGGUUGGCAUCGGCACCAGGGCAGGUUUGGAUUGUGCCUACUAUGAUGAUUAUGGGAUUCGGUUUCUGCUUUGGGUUCUCUGUACCAUACGGGCAAACGGUGUUCUGAGUGGAUAACAUAAUUGAUACCUCCAUGCUUCAGGAGGGCGUACCUGAUGGUACUUGAUGAAAACACAUUCUGCCGAC
Molecule: messenger RNA, 1247 nt
Organism: Diaporthe batatas
Lineage: Eukaryota; Fungi; Ascomycota; Sordariomycetes; Diaporthales; Diaporthaceae
Exons: 3
Coding region: 694-1005 (103 amino acids)
Biological process (GO): nucleosome assembly
Cellular component (GO): nucleosome
Molecular function (GO): protein heterodimerization activity; DNA binding; structural constituent of chromatin
Source: RefSeq, a predicted model, not a curated record